Molecule: messenger RNA, 7237 nt
Organism: Candoia aspera
Lineage: Eukaryota; Metazoa; Chordata; Lepidosauria; Squamata; Candoiidae
Gene: F8
Product: coagulation factor VIII
Exons: 26
Coding region: 117-6395 (2092 amino acids)
Cellular component (GO): plasma membrane
Molecular function (GO): copper ion binding; signaling receptor activity; oxidoreductase activity
Source: RefSeq, a predicted model, not a curated record
UCACUGGUGUUUCACAAUACCUGAGGAUGGGGCUUGCUGAAUAGGUCAGGCUAUCGUCUCCCUCUCUUCCUGGAUUUCUUUCUGAAUUGGAGCCCUUUGGCAUAUGGUGGUAGACCAUGUGGAGGUUGCUGUCACAAGGACUUAUUUUAUUGUGCUGCGUCUUUCAGGAAAGCAUCGGCAUCACCAGACGAUAUUUCAUUGGAGCGGUGGAGAAGGAAUGGAACUAUAGGCCUGACAAACAGAAUGGAUUGUCUUCCUCUGCCCCAGUCCCUCAAUAUAAGAAGGCAAUUUAUUUGGAAUACACGGAUUCUACAUUCAGAGAAAUAAAACCCAAGCCUGCUUGGAUGGGUCUUCUGGGCCCCAUCAUCCAAGCUGAAGUUUAUGACAAGGUGGUUGUUACCUUUAAGAAUCUGGCUUCCCAUCCCUUCAAUAUUCAUGCUAAAGGAGUGUCUUAUUGGAAAGCUUCUGAAGGGGCAGGCUAUGAUGAUAAGACCAGCCAGCUAGAGAAAGAAGAUGAUGCUGUGCAGCCUGGUCAAACCCAUGUCUAUGUGUGGGAGAUCUUAGAAAAUCAAGGGCCAACUGGAUCAGAUACACACUGUUUAACUUAUGCCUACUCCUCUCAUGUGGACAGUGUCAGGGAUACUAACUCUGGACUGAUUGGACCACUGCUGGUCUGCAAGCCAGGGACUUUGACAAGUAUGAGUACAAAAUCCUGGGGCAAAAUGCAAGAAUUUGUGCUGCUUUUUUCAGUGUUCGAUGAAGACAAGAGUUGGUAUACUCCAUCUCACAUCAGAGGAAACUCGGAGUCUCCACCUAAUCAGCAUCAAUUUCAUACCAUCAAUGGAUUCAUUCAUUCUUCUCUGCCUGGUCUCAAGGUGUGUGAGAAGAGGCCUGUCUAUUGGUAUGUCAUUGGCCUGGGCACCAGGCCUGAAGUCCACUCCAUACUUUUUGAGGGUCACAGUUUCUUGGUGAGAGAACAUCGGUAUGCAACUCUGGACAUCUCCCCUGCCACUUUCCUCACUGCUGAGACAACACCCAGAACUAAUGGCACAUUUCAGAUGCUCUGCCAGAUUCCAUCCCAUCAGCAAGCUGGCAUGAAAGCCUUGAUUGAAGUGGAAGUUUGUCCAGAACCUCCUGAGAAGAAGAUGAGGAUGGCAGAACCAUCUGUGGAUGAGGACAAUUAUGAUUAUGAAGAGGAGGAUAUGGAAAGCAUAGUGAUAGACAUGGAUGAGUUUUCACCAAGGAUUGCUGGACGUUCUCGUGCCAAAAGACUGCCUGUGACCUGGACACAUUAUAUUGCUGCAGAGGAAGGUGAUUGGGACUAUGCCCCGGUAAAACCCACUAACCUGGACAGCACUUACAGUAAGUCUCUGGAAAAUGGCCCCCAGCGGAUUGGGUCCAAGUAUAAGAAAGCAAUGUUUGUGCAAUACGAGGAUGCGACUUUCAGUAAGCGGAAGGCAUCCAAACCAGAUCACAUGGGCAUCCUGGGACCUGUCCUGAAAGGAGAAGUUGGCGACGAAUUUAUUAUUGUAUUUAAGAACUUGGCCAGCCGGCCAUACAACAUUUACCCUCAUGGAAUCACCAAUGUCACCUCAUUUCACAGCACUGGAAGUCCCCGACAUCAGAAUAUGAAGUUGAUAGCUGUACGACCUAAAGAUGUGGUUGCAUACAGGUGGAAAAUAAUGCCUGAGGAUGGCCCAACCAGAUCUGAUCCUCGUUGCCUGACUCGCUACUAUUACAGCUCAAUCAAACCAUCUAAAGACUUAGCAUCUGGGCUUAUUGGACCCCUCCUGAUCUGUUUUAAAGAAACCAUGGAUCGGAGAGGCAAUCAGGUUAUGUCUGAUGAAGCAAGAUUUGUGCUGUUUUCUGUCUUUAAUGAAAAUUGGAGCUGGUACUUGGCAGAGAACAUCAAAAAAUCUUGUACCGAUGCAGCUAACGUUAAUCCCCAGGACCCUGAGUUCUAUGCAUCCAACCUCAUGUACAGUAUCAAUGGGUAUGUCUUUGAUAAUCUUCAAAUGGAACUUUGCCAGAACCAAGUGGUAUAUUGGUAUAUCCUGAAUGUGGGUGCCCAGACCAAGAUCCUCUCUGUCUUCUUCUCUGGAAACACUUUUAAGCACAACACAGUCUUUGAGGAGGCCCUGACAAUCUUCCCUCUCUCUGGAGAGACUGUUUUCAUGUCCAUGGACAAUCCAGGCAAAUGGAUGCUGGGAUGCUUGGAUCCUAAUUUUCGAAAACAGGGAAUGAGAGCUAAGUUAACUAUUUCAGCAUGUCCCCAAGAAGAGGAUUUUAACCAGGACUAUGAAGACUACUCUGAUGAAAGCAUUCCACUAAACUAUAUGAAUGAAGGCAAUAACCUACAGGCAAGAGGUUUCUCCAAGAAAAGUAAACAUCUCGAACUUUGCAUAAACCAGCAUCCGAAUGCUACAUCAUUUUCAGAAGAUGAAAGGCUGAAGUGCCUUGAACAACCUGACCAUCUUCUCAAACAAAACCAUCACAAUAACUCCACUGACCCACUCAUAUCUCCUGAGGAACCCUUAUCCCUAGAUGAACCCUUGUUUGACAUCUUGCCCACAGAUGUUUUCCCCAUAGAAGAACAAUUACCUCUACUGAAGCAAAGUUUUGAAGAACACUCUCCUUCAGAAAACUCAUCACUUGCACAGGAAAUAUCACAUCAUAAUAACCUUUCAUUAGCAAGUGUAGCCAAUCUAGACAGAGAGGUUCUUGGCUUUGGAAAUCCCAGGCCAACUGAUGGUGCUGGAAAUCUACAGAACUCUACAUCUUUAAGCGAAGAUUUUUUCCUUGGUGACAAUGGUAUUCAUACAGUGUCCCACCAUGAAACAAUUGAUGCAAAGCCUCUGAGGCAGAGUCCUCAGGAUAAUGAGAGGGAGAAGAUUAUGCAACUCAGGAUAAAUCCACCUGUUGGGUUGCCAGAUCUCUUGAACAGACAAAAUCCCUUAUUUCCAAAGAAAGAUGAAACAAUAGAUUCAGACAGGUGGACUGAUAUUAUGGACAGGGCCCUCUAUAUUAAUGAUAUUGAAAAUUCUAACAAUAGCUUCCCUAUAAAUCCUUCUUCUACUAAUAAAAAAAUAGAUAGCCUGCAUCUCCAAGGAGAUUUCCAAGAAACGAACCAAGACAAGUAUAUCUCAGGAAAAGAAUCUUUACCCAGAUUCAGUGUUGCACCCAGUAAGACCAGUGUCACAAAUUCCCAUGGAGCCCUGAAUAUAUUUGUGGAGCAAAAUGUUACACAAAAUAGGUCAGCAGAUACAAUUUUAAAUAUUCCCCAAAUAAACUUAUCUGGAAAAGGGGAUAUUUUACAUGAAGGAGGAACCUCUCCAUCACAGCUAGCUGGCCUGGGAAAGGGUACAAGUUCUAAGGCAGAAGAGAGUCAGUCAAAACUAAACAUAGAGAGCCCAGAAAAGUCAACAGAUGGGACAAAGUCAGCGUCCUGUCAACAGAAUUCCCAUGAUUGCAGUAGACACUUAGGAGAGAGGUCUGUGAAAUCACAGGAAACCACAGCUGCUAUUGCAGAAAUGAAAACAAAAACUUCUAGCAAGAGUGAUGAAAGAGUUCAGUCUUUGCUCAACUUCCUCAUCGCAAACAGUGAGACUAAGGCUUCUAUAACAAGGCCUCCUUUAAAUGAUAGAGCUAAAGGAGAUCAUCAAAUAACAAAUGAUGGCGGAACCACAGCUUCAUAUGAUUCUCUACUGAACAUAAUCCAAUAUAAUCUAAGCUUACCUCGGGCAGUGAAAAAUGUUAUCAAUACCACCGUGAUUUCCAAUCAUUUUAGACCAGAAACAAGGGACCACAGUAUGGAAAUGAGGCUAGGACUGACUUCAACUGUUUUUGUAGAAGGAAAUAUUUCGGAAGCCAACUCUCCUCAAAAAAACACAGGACAAGCACAUACAUCUGGCUUAUUCAGCACUCCCAAAGAUGCACCAGUUAUGAGACAAGCUGGCCCAGAAACACUUUUGCAGCUGCAGCUGAGGAAGUCUAGUGUAGAACAGGGGCAAACAUUAAGAAAUGAAUCUUUGAAGGCUACCAUUAAAAGGGAGGAGGUGAAAAUCUCAACACAACAGGCUCCAGCAGCAAAUGAUCUGCUCUCUCAAGACCACCUAGCAUUCAGUCAGGCCAUUCAAGGGCAGCUGUUGAAGAGAGUUAAUAGUUCAAAAGAAAUGAAUGGGUUUAACAAUGAACAAAGUGAUACUCCUGUCUCAAGAGAUGAAUCACCAGUAUUUGAAGGGAAGGAAGGGAAGGAAGAAGUGGGAAUGCCAUUCAGCAAGAAUUCAGGUGCCAAGUUUCAUGUGAAGAUCUCCAGAACUCCUUUAGGUGUCAACCAGCCAGCAGAAAAAAACUUCUCAGCUAUGAAAAAGAAAUCUGACUAUGAUGAUUAUAGCAAUACAGAGGAGACCAAGGAGGACUUUGAUAUCUAUGAAGAUGAACAGGAUCCCCGUAUGUUCACUGGGAAAAUACGACAGUAUUACAUCGCUGCGGUUGAGGUGACAUGGGAUUAUGGCAGCCAUAUUCCUUCCCCAUAUCUAAGAGACAAUGACCCAAAGACCAGCUGGAGGAAGAUCUCUAGAAGUUAUAAGAAAGUGGUUUUCCAAGAAUAUUUAGACAGCACUUUUACUCAACCAAUGGUCCGUGGAGAACUGGAUGAGCAUUUGGGCAUUUUGGGGCCAUACAUCCGGGGACAGGUUGAAGAUACAAUCAUGGUGACUUUUAAGAACAUGGCUUCCCGUCCUUAUUCUUUCCAUUCUAACUUACUGCCAUAUAAAGGGAGCUGGGAGGAUGGAGAACAGCAGACACCGGAGGCUGUUCAGCCAAACCAGCUUCGGCAAUACUCCUUCAAGGUGUUGCCUGAUAUGGCUCCUACCACCAGUGAAUUUGACUGCAAAGCAUGGGCAUAUUUUUCCAGCGUUAACCUGGAAAAAGACCUGCAUUCCGGUCUUAUUGGGCCUCUGAUUAUUUGCCAGUCUGGGGUGCUCCGCACCACACACGGAAGGCAAUUGGCUGUUCAAGAAUUCUCCUUGCUCUUCACCAUCUUUGAUGAAACAAAGAGCUGGUAUUUUGGGGAGAACUUUGAAAGGAGCUGCCCACUGCCUUGCCACAUUCAGAUGGACGAUCCUGCCGUUAAAACCAACAAUACCUUUUAUGCUAUCAAUGGUCAUGUGAGAGACACGUUGCCAGGGCUGGUGAUGGGACUACAUCAGCGGGUCAGGUGGUAUCUGAUGAACGCAGGUGGUGCUGAGGACAUCCACUCUGUCCAUUUCCAUGGGCAAGUUUUCACCAUCAGAAUGGCUGAGGAGUACCGUUCGGCCAUCUUCAACCUCUUCCCUGGUGACUUUGAGACAGUGGAAAUGAGACCAUCUCAUCCCGGGAUUUGGCGGGUGGAAUGUGCUGUUAGUGAGCACGAGCAGGCAGGAAUGAGUGCCCUCUUCCUUGUGUACAACAAAGAUUGCCAGAGUCCUCUAGGUUUAGCUUCUGGAUACAUUGCUGACUCUCAGAUCACAGCUUCAGGACACCAUGGUGAAUGGGUCCCCAGUCUGGCCAGAUUGGACAACUCUGGGUCAGUCAACGCUUGGAGGACUGAUGAAAAGAACUCCUGGAUCCAGGUGGACCUGCUCCAACCCAAGAUCCUCCAUGGAAUAAAGACACAAGGAGCUCGGCAGAAGUUAUCUAACUAUUACAUCUCCCAGUUUGCCAUCUUCUAUAGUCUGGAUGGAGAGGGAUGGAAGAGUUAUAGAGGCAAUUCUACCAACUCCAGAAUGAUGUUCUCUGGGAACGUGGAUGCUGUGAGCGUGAAAGACAAUGCCUUCGACCCUCCCAUCGUAGCCCGCUACAUCCGUCUCCACCCAACACACUUCAACUUUCGAAACACGUUGCGCAUGGAGCUGCUAGGCUGUGACCUGAAUAGCUGUUCCAUGCCACUAGGAAUGGAGAGUAAUUCUAUUCAUAAUGAACAGAUUUCUGCCUCCUCUUGGAUUGACUAUGCAUUUGGUACUUGGUCUCCCUUUCUGGCCCGGCUCAAUACAAAAGGGAGAAUAAAUGCAUGGAGACCAAAGGUUGACGGCACAGCAGAGUGGCUUCAAGUGAAUUUUAAAAAGAUGGUGCGGGUGACGGGAUUGAUAACUCAAGGUGCGAAGUCUGUCUUCACCCACAUGUUUGUAAAGGAGUUUUCUCUUUCCAGCAGCAUGAAUGGCAAAAUCUGGAUACCUGUUCUUCACAAUGGGGAGACACAGAUUUUCCAGGGAAACCAUGAUUAUUUCCAGCCCGUGAUGAACUUUCUGGAUGUCCCAUUAUUUGCCAAGUAUUUGAGGAUACACCCACUCAGCUGGAACAAUCACAUUGCACUGAGGAUGGAGGUGCUGGGCUGUGACACUGAGCAGAUGGACUAGUGAAGAUGAAACUGUCUUUUGCUUUUGCGGCGAACACUCAAACAAGGUGAACCCUCCUACGGAUAGCCCACUGCAAGCUAUUUAUCAUGAUAAACAAACUUCAAUUACCCAUGUAUUUUUGACCACAGUGUUUUGCUGCAUAAGAAACAAUGUAGUCUCUGAAAAAUGUUGCAAGGGUAUAACACUUGACGUUUGUCUGCUGUGGGUUUUCUUAUGAUCCCAUUUUGGAAUUUAUGAACAGUAAUGUAUCUUCCCUUGCAAACCUUGCAUUGGACUUCUUAGAGCCAGGAUGUUAGCUGCAUGAAUUCCUAUGUUCAGCUUUACCUUUUUAGUUAGUGGGAAGGAGGAGUUGAAAUGUGCACUUUCUUCCCACAUCACUGUUCCAGUGAUGUUCUUCCCAAAGUUUCCACUGAUAUCAAAAGACGAGGAAAGCAUCAUAACCAUUUCCUACUGAAUACUGAAGGAGGAGGAAAAUUUUGCCUUUGGGUAGAUAUAGUAGCUGAGCAGAGGUCCUAAUAGUAAAGUGUUUGCUGUCCUCCAAUAUUUCAAGGAAGCUGUAAGUAGCUCCUGAAAGCGAGAUUAACCCGUAGGAGGCCAAAACAUCUAGUCAACGUGUCUAGAAGUGAACAAGAGACUUAUUAUUUACUAGCACCAGCCUUCCCCCAGUGUUGGACUACAAGCAGCCAUGUAGGUUGGGGCUGGUGGGAAUUGUCAUUGGUCACAUCAGGAGGGUAUCCAGUUGGGAAAGGCUGAUUUGUUUACUGCUGCUGUUGAACCACCUCCACCAGAACGCAUCACCACAUCUGAAUGGAUCAAGCUACCAGUAAACUACCCUCUACUUC